UGUCAAUAAGUAAACGUGCAGCAGGAACAACUCCUCUCAGGCUGAACCUGAAGUCACAGCUGCACACAGGACACAGUGGGAUGAGCUUCAGGUGAACUUCAGGAUGUUUAAAGCGCUGCUUCACUUCUGAGCUGAACUGAGAGUUCUGAUCAUUUAGUGCUCACACAGGGAGAAUACUGGCGCUGACCUUUGACCUUUGACCCAUCAUUGGGAUCAUGGCGGCAGUGGGAGCGGAGGUCAGCGGCCUCCUGACGUCAGGCGUCUUCGGUUUCUUCCUCCUCCUCCUCCUCCUCUCCAUCUUCCUCACGGCUCUGUGCAGUGAGUGCAGCAGACGUUCAUUUGAGCUGCGAGACUCCACGGCGGACAGAGAGCCUUCAUCGCUCAUCAGAGUGGUGAAGCUGGAGGACGCCAUGGUGGCGAGAGAGAAUCCGAUGAUCGGUGAAAUCCAAUACGAUGAAAAAGAGUUUAACCCCAGUGAAGGCAGCACAGUGUCCGUCAGUCCGUGGAGGAGCCACUUGGGGGAGCUGCAGAACCACCAGGAUGUUCAGACCAAUGGCAGUGCAGUGAAGACAGAAAGUGAUUCUGAAAGUGCUAAAGAGUCUAAUCCUGAAGAAGAAACCUCCACCUCGUUCACGCUGUGGAGGAGCCACCUGCACAGAGAUGUGCACAGCCCCCCCCCUCCAGACCACAUCUACCACACCAUCGGAGGAGGAGGAGGAGGAGGAGGAGGAGGAGGACGGAGCCGCAGCGAUGCUGACCUGUCAUCAGCACCGACCAAUCAGGAGCCAGGAGAGGAGCGCUCUGCAGCGGCGGGGGAACCCAUCGACAGGAACUCGGUGUAUGCACAAGUCAGCAAGAAGGCGAGGCCGACCACCCCCCCCGCUCACACACCUGAGGAGGCGGCGGAGCAGGAAGAGUCUUCACCUCCGCUGCCCGACAGGAAGUCACAGCUGGAGGACGAGCGACAUAAAGACUAAAGAUGAAGGACAACAGAAUGAAUGACAAAAGAAUGAAACAAUAACAAGAAGAACACAUAGUAUCCAAACACACUCCGCUGAAUCAGCACGAGAAGUUAUGGAAGAGUUGCAGUGAAAUACAACAUAUUGUAAUUCACAUUUCCUUUUAUGAUGCUUUUACUUAUUUACAUGAAAAGAUGAACAAUUAUUGAGUUUUUACUGUUUUUUUUCUGUGUUGAGAUUAAUUAUGACACCAUAAAAGCAUAAAAGAGGGAACAUUUGGAAACUUUAAUAAAAUAUGUUUUACUGUAAAAAAAAUAUCUUUCUCUCAAACUCUUUCCCAGAAUGCAACAGGGAACAACAGGCGAUACAAGUGAAAAGCAUCUCUUAUGCUGUCAGACUGCACGCGUCUUCCAGCUCCCACGUCUCGUUUGUGCUCGCCAUAGUGACCGACUGGCACGACAGAGUUGAGCUAACCUCAGCACAUGUUGCUAACGGCUGAAACAGCCGUAAUGCAGACAAACAAAGGAAAUAUACUUCAUUGUUUUGUUUCAUUCAAGCGUUUUAAAUCUUCCAUACGACUCAAACAAAUAAAAAACAGAUCUGAGACUUCCUGACUUUUAGUCCUCAGUUAGAGGUUGAACUCCAGAAACACUGGAUUCUACAUUUCCCAUAAUGCAACUGGACAGUGUCUUUGAUUAGAGCCGAAACAGCCACAUCUU
This is a messenger RNA of Cottoperca gobio, 1678 nucleotides long. RefSeq lists its product as uncharacterized. The record is from RefSeq and is a predicted model, not a curated record. Bases 216 to 977 code for a protein of 253 amino acids. The transcript is spliced from 10 exons. NCBI's taxonomy places the organism in Eukaryota, Metazoa, Chordata, Actinopteri, Perciformes, Bovichtidae.